UAUUCUCUAAAAUCAACAGCGUGCUUUUUGUCCGUAUGCGCCGUGCAGGCUACGCACAUCACGUAGCGGAUUCGAUAAUGGCGCCUGACUCCGAGAUGCGCUCGGCUUUGGAAAAAUGAAGCGUAGAAGAGAUUAUUUCCAGUGAUUGACGCGGGGCUUAUUUCAGUUCGCGGACUUUGGCUCUCUUGCCGCGCGGCAGGUUCAGGUUGCGAUCUCAGUCGCGACUCCCAAGCCGGAGAUGAUGAAGCUGAAGUCGAACCAAACGCGCACCUACGAUGGAGACGGGUUCAAGAAACGGGCCGCCUGCCUGUGCUUCAGGAACGACACCGAGCAGGAGGUGUUAUUAGUAAGCAGCAGCCGAUAUCCAGACAAAUGGAUCGUACCCGGAGGAGGAAUGGAGCCGGAGGAAGAGCCCAACGUCGCUGCUGCGCGAGAAGUCUGUGAAGAGGCUGGUGUUAAGGGCACUUUAGGAAGACUAGUAGGAAUAUUUGAGAAUCGAGAUAGGAAACACAGAACGUAUGUCUAUGUUCUCAUCGUAACCGAAGUUCUGGAAGAUUGGGAGGAUUCAGUCAACAUUGGGAGAAAAAGGGAUUGGUUCAAAAUCGAAGAUGCCAUAGAAGUGUUGCAGUGUCACAAACCAGUACAGGCCACUUACUUCGAGGCCCUGCAGGAAGGAUGUCUGAACAGUAACGGGACGCCGCUGGUGGCCACCUACAGCAUUAAUCAGAGCUCGGUCUCUGAUGUCAGAUAACUAAUGAAGAACACAGACGCUCCGGACGCUUCCACCGCUCUUCCUCUUACUUUCAUUACUCUGUUCUUUUGAUUCCUUUUCUUUAAAAACACACAAAAACAACGGUUUGCCAAGGCCUUAGAGCACCGAGAAGGUGGAGCAGACAUCAAGUGUUGGCUGAAUAUCCGAAACAAUGUUUUGUAAAUGUAACACUUUAGCUUUUUCCUGUUUAAUGCUCCUUUCAUGCCGACUGUUGCAUGAAACCCACGUCCUUUUAGCGGCCCAAGUGUGAGAUGAAACAAAAGCAAGAACUACUUUUUACUGUUGUGAUGAAAAAAUGUACACAUGGUGCGUCAGCAUGUGGCUUUCAUCAUUUUUACACAUUAGAUUUCCUCCGUGUGCGCAAGUGUGAACGCUUUUACUUUGUGUGAACCACUUUCGGUGGUUGUGCGAGAGAACAUUUAGUCAUCUGAAUGGUGGAACUGUAAGAAAUGAAUAGUUUUGCAUGAACACUGGUAUUUAUUUGUCUAAGGAGUUUGCGUGAUGCGAUGAAUGUUUAACUUGUACUUCGUGUUCAAUUGUUGCCCUUAACUUGCCCGUUUGUUUGUUUUUCGUCUUGCCAUCUUGUAAAUAACUUAUGGGCCUGCAGAAACUUAUUUAAUUUAUACUAUUACCUGAUUAGACUGGAGUGCAAUUCUACAAGCACACUUUAUUUGAAUCCAGUUCAUUUUUCCAACCCGCUGAUGUUUGAAGGACUUUGAAUUUACAUUGAAUGCAAACAUUACAAUGAAUCUUGUGUGUAAUUUGUGCCACAAGCAACACCAAUUCAUUGUAGAUUAAUUGUUCUUACAUUAUGUUUGCAAUUCUGUUGGGUGCCGCUAGUGAUGAAGAAACGAAACAGUUCCCCUUUAAGAAGACUGUGAUAUAGCGGUGGUAUGGUUUGGCUGUUUGUUGUUUUCUGUAGCACUUUUUAAAAUCAACAUGAAAACAAAAUGGACUCAAUUUACUUUUUAACCUAUUUUCCCAGUUUCAUUUAUGCCCCAUAUUUUACAACUGCCAUCCUAUUAUGGUAUGAAACACUCACUUUUCACGAUGCAAUCACUUCCAGAUGGAUAAAAGUGUUGUUUCGUUUCUUCCUCACAAUACGUUACACAUUUUAAAGAAGUAAAAUGGGUUGCACAUACCGUGUUGAAUUUAAGUGUCACAGUAGAGAAUAAUGGACAGAUAAAUCAAGAAGUGGCUUGGAAACCCUCACUUUGAUUUUCAAAGCUAAACAAAAAAACUAUUAUAAUGUUAUCUGGACGUUUCGAAAAUGGAUGCUUUUGACUUUCUUACUUUCAUGUUGUUUCAGAGGGGAAAUGGCAUUAAUAAUGAGCAGUUGAUAUUGGCUUUUUAUUUAGUUUUUUUUGAAUAUGGUGAAAUACACUGAUUUAGUACACCCAAAAAUUUAAAUUCUGUCACUAUUCACUCAAGUUUUUCCAACCUGUAUGAGUUUAUUAUAUGAUAUUUUGAAGAAUGUUUGUAAUCUUACAGUUCACUUUCACACUGACUUAAGUAGUAUUUUUUUCCAUUCUAUUUUUAUGUAUUUUGUGAGUAAAUAAUGACAGAAUUUUCUUUUUUUAAUGCAACUUUAUCUUUAAGGAAUUAAAAUGGGUUUCAUGUUAAUUUUAGCUGUUAGAAGAUUUACAUUUCAUUAAUACCGUAAUGACACCUAAAGAGCUAUUUCAAUGAAACUGUUCCAAGUUUUUUUUUUUUUUUUUGCAUAAAACUAUAGUCUGCACUAGGGCAGUUUUCAAAACAUUUCUGAGGGCACACAUUUCUCCAUCUUCCCUUAGUAGAUUUGGCCAUUAAUAUUCUUCUGACAUCAGUUGCAUGAAAGUGUUCUCUGCGCUUCGGUUUUCUCUGACUUCAAAUCCAGCUGAUGAGGUUUUUGGUUGUUUUAACCUCUCACCCUUUUUAGAAACGACCAUAUCUUAAUCUAGAAAACAUAUACAUGUCUUCUCUUCUUUUGAAAUGUCAAAUGCGUCUACAGCCGAAUUGCACACUCAGCAGCAGUUGGCGCAAUACUGUGAAUCUUGAGCCACUGUAGUUAGCGAGAUGUUCGGUGUCUUUUAAUUGCUCAGAUCAAAACCUCAAAUUCAAGUGCUUGUUAUGUUGUAUGGAUAUGGUACACUUUAGGUUAGUAUAAAGUGCAUUUAUGAUGCAAGAUGCUUGUAAAGUACAUUUUUAAUUCAAGACUUAUUUUUAUUGUUAGUCUAACUGCAACUUGAGUAUUGAUGAACCCAAGAUCUAAAAAGUGGGUGAACAUACUUUUAUCAGUUUAUUCGUGUUUACAUGCCUUUGGUUAAUAUCUAUCAACACUAAUGUCGUCGAAUUUACAGUUGAUUGCAAGUCUUACUCUUCCACUUUUAGUGCAGCAUGUAAUCGCUCAUCUGGACUGUUUUCUUGAUUGAAAUAUGUGAUGGCCAUCCCAAUGUACCCCUCAUUUUCAGUAGAACAGCAGCAUAUAACCUUUUGACUUGUGUAGGAAGUGGAUCAUGGCUGUGAAUUGUCUUUAAGCAGUGUCCUACAGAUCAAGGAUGUGAAACCUAAACUGCUGCAUUUGAAGUGCAUCGCAGACCAUCUGAAAAGCCCAUAUCCUUAAUCAACAUCUCAUGGAAAGCACCUUAAAUUUUGCCCUGCUUGUGACUUGGAAUGUAAACUAUUGUGACGUAAAUGAGAGGUCAGCCUGGUAAACAUGAUGUCAUUGGUUUAAAUGGGAGGCUGGAAAUGUGACAGAACACCCGAAACAAAAGCUGAGAGACUUCAGUUUCACAGCUACACCCUUCACUGGAUUGUUUAGCUUUUUCAUUUUGGGCUUGUGAAAUCAACCAGUAUAAGAAUGUGAUAUAAAUGUGCCAACUAAUAAACACCAGUAUUUCAUC
Molecule: messenger RNA, 3654 nt
Organism: Carassius auratus (goldfish)
Lineage: Eukaryota; Metazoa; Chordata; Actinopteri; Cypriniformes; Cyprinidae
Product: diphosphoinositol polyphosphate phosphohydrolase 1-like
Exons: 5
Coding region: 239-751 (170 amino acids)
Biological process (GO): diadenosine pentaphosphate catabolic process; adenosine 5'-(hexahydrogen pentaphosphate) catabolic process; diadenosine hexaphosphate catabolic process
Cellular component (GO): cytoplasm; nucleus
Molecular function (GO): diphosphoinositol-polyphosphate diphosphatase activity; endopolyphosphatase activity; bis(5'-adenosyl)-pentaphosphatase activity
Source: RefSeq, a predicted model, not a curated record